This is a messenger RNA of Aspergillus brunneoviolaceus CBS 621.78, 347 nucleotides long. RefSeq lists its product as uncharacterized. The transcript has a single exon. The record is from RefSeq and is a predicted model, not a curated record. NCBI's taxonomy places the organism in Eukaryota, Fungi, Ascomycota, Eurotiomycetes, Eurotiales, Aspergillaceae. Bases 96 to 308 code for a protein of 70 amino acids.
CCACUGGCACUACUGGUAAGUCUACCCACUUUUCGUCUUAUCCAGAAGUGGCCAGCAGUGGGUCGAUUGUGGGUGUUUAACUCCCUAACUACGAAAUGCGGCCCCCCUCCCCUCCCUUAAAGGUGCAUGUAAUGACCUGGGGACGGAGGGGAAAGGACCGGAUGCUAUUUUGGAGAAGCAGCCUUUCUACAGUAAGUUAUAUGUUCUACUGUACAGUACCUAACCAGCAGCCUUUUUUUUUGUGGGUGGUUGCUGCAUGUUCCAUCAGAUGCUUUUCUUUAUUAUUUUAUUUUUUUUUCUGUGAUUAAGACGAUUUAAAUGUGGUGUUCUCCCGCAGUAGCUAGUUC